CCCGCGGCUCCGUCCUCUCCGCCGGCAUGGAGGAGCUCUUGGCUGCCGCGCUGCAGCUGCUGAGCUUCUGGUUCAUGCUGGCGUUCCUGCUGAUCGUGCUGCCGUCCAUCUUCGGCGUGUCCUUGGGGAUCUCGGAGCUGUACCUCAAAGUCCUGAUGAAAAUCUUGGAGUGGGCCACACUGCGGAUUGAGAAAGGAAUCAGAAGGAGGCAGCAGCAGCAGCAGCAGCAGACACAGACACUCCCCUCUUCAAGUGUUAUCAUACAGAGAGAUCAGACCUCAAUGGAGAAUUCAAUUGUUGGCCUGCACUGUGGUGACUUUGAGCUUUCAGACGUUUUUUAUUUCUGCAAAAAAGGAUUUGAAGCAAUUGUGGAAGAUGAGGUCACCCAAAGGUUUACCUCGGAGGAGCUGGUCUCCUGGAAUCUCCUCACCAGGACCAAUGUUAACUUUCAAUAUAUCAGUUUACGACUGACUAUAGUGUGGGUUAUUGGAGUCUUUGUACGGUAUUGUCUCUUUCUGCCUCUUCGUGCCACCUUGGCGACUAUUGGGAUACUUUCUAUGAUUGUGGGAACCACGCUGGUGGGACAGCUGCCAAACGGGAAAACCAAAGACUGGCUGAGUGACCUCGUCCAUCUCACGUGUUCCCGGAUCCUGGUCAGAUCGCUUUCUGGCAAUGUUUAUUACCAUAAUAAGGAAAACAAACCCCAAAAAGGAGGGAUUUGUGUCGCAAACCACACGUCCCCGAUCGAUGUUAUAAUCUUGACGAAUGAUGGCUGUUACGCAAUGGUUGGCCAGUCUCACGGGGGCCUAAUGGGUGUCAUUCAAAGAGCCACUGUCAAGGCCUGUCCACAUGUCUGGUUCGAGCGCUCUGAAAUGAAAGAUCGCCAUCUAGUGACAAAAAGAUUGAGAGAACAUGUUUCCAAUAAGGACAAGUUGCCCAUCUUGAUUUUUCCAGAAGGCACUUGUAUAAACAACACCUCUGUAAUGAUGUUUAAAAAGGGGAGCUUUGAAAUUGGUGGCACCAUCUAUCCAGUUGCUAUCAAGUACGACCCCCGGUUUGGUGAUGCCUUCUGGAACAGCAGCAAGAAUGGCAUAGUGAGCUACCUCCUGCGAAUAAUGACCAGCUGGGCUAUCGUCUGCCAUGUGUGGUAUCUGCCACCAGUGACGAGAGAGGAUGGAGAAGAUGCCGUACAAUUUGCCGACAGGGUGAAGUCUGCCAUUGCACGCCAAGGAGGACUAACUGAAUUGCCCUGGGACGGAGGUUUGAAAAGAGACAAAGUGAAGGACACUUUUAAGGAGGAAGAACAGAAAACCUACAGCAAGAUCAUAGGGAAUAGAGCAUCCUCAAGUCGAGCGGUGUUCACGGACUGAUCUCUUGCAGCUGAUAUUUCUCACGCCUCAUCACUAUAGAAAAGUGUUGGAUUUUUUCCCCAUUUAGAAAAAAGAAAAUAUUAAUAAUAAAGCACCAAGUGCAAGCAGUGGAGGACAUUGCUUUGUUCUUGUUCGUGUGCUGCUGACCACCGGCAAAUUCCUGCUUUUGAUGUUUGGAAGAGAGAAUUGGAUUGAAGCAGAACAGAACGUCCCAGUGCUUAAAACGGGCUGCUGCUUUUGAACCUUAGCCCAGAGAGGGGAAUGUACAUAAUAAUUAAAAAAAAUCAAGUUGUUCAAUUGUAUAAAUAAUGGUCACAUCAUUCACGUGGUUAGGGACUGUUUGAACAAAUAUUCCUGUAGGCCAGCCUUUCCCAACCUGGUGCCUUCCAGAUGUGUUGGUCUGCACAUCUGGAAGGCCCCAGGCUAGGAAAGGGUGGCUGUAGGGUUCCGCUGGUGGACUGCUGUGUGGUGAUUGUUUGAAUAGAUGGUCUUACAUUUCCAAGGUUUUCCUGGGUGUAUUUUUGUUGGUGGAUGUUGAUUCAAUGUUUUUGGGAGGUCGUAAAUGUCUGAGUAUGAUCAGACUAAACAGGUGAGAAAUGAGAACGGGCUGGUUUUUAUCCUUAGCAGUUGCAAUGAAGAACUAGAACAGCCUACAGACUUUUUUGGGUUGGUGGGGGGAGUUUGCUUCUUGUAGAAACCUACCCCAUCUUUCCAAAGAUGGUUUUAAAAACCAUCUGGAACACAAUUUGAUACAGUCUGGGUAUCAAUCUCCCCCCCGCCCCAUCCUCCGCACGAGAGAAAGGGCCAAAUGAUAUACAAAGCUCCAACUUUGCAAAUUGCUCUGCCCCCAUCAUAAUAAAACCCUAAAAGCUGGAAGGAAAAAAGAAAUUUGGGAGGGAAACAAAUGUUUUAUGAAAUGCACUGCUCUCAUGGACUGUGUUGGCAAGAGCCUAUAUGUGUAUCUGUCACUUAAAUGUCUGAGAAAUAUGUC
Elgaria multicarinata webbii is the source of this 2361-nucleotide messenger RNA. RefSeq names its product glycerol-3-phosphate acyltransferase 3 (gene GPAT3). Gene Ontology annotation, molecular function: glycerol-3-phosphate O-acyltransferase activity. NCBI's taxonomy places the organism in Eukaryota, Metazoa, Chordata, Lepidosauria, Squamata, Anguidae. The record is from RefSeq and is a predicted model, not a curated record. The coding region runs from base 27 to 1370 and encodes 447 amino acids. Gene Ontology annotation, biological process: triglyceride biosynthetic process. The transcript is spliced from 12 exons. Gene Ontology annotation, cellular component: endoplasmic reticulum.